CUGGUAGUGUGACAUAGUGGUCAUGUGAUCCACACAGUCAAAUAAAUACUUUUUGAGAGCCGCAAGGGGGUAGAGUCUGUAGCUCGCACUGAGAGCAAACGAAGUGUCCGUACGUCAAAAUACUUUCAUAAACUCAAAUAAACUUGGGUGGUUAGUCGAAAGUAACUACACGCCGAAAUCUUUUAUUUUUUGCGGGUUGACGAAGAGGCUGUUUGUGUGAUCUGCGAGGAAUAUGAUCUCCAUGAGUUAUAUUUAGACUGCAUGCCUUAUUGACUCAUUUGCACCUCCAGUGACGAGUUUUAAUCAGUGAUACAAAUAGGUAAUGUAGCGCUUUCUUUCGGUUUGCUCAACAAUAGGUUUCCCAUGCGACUGAAGAACGAAUUCAAAGCGUGUUUGAUUUUUGGAGGAGCGGGAAUUCUUUAGGAGUGCUCAACUCAUUGACUGGCGGGCGAGAGAGACUGAGGGAUCUACGACGCGAAACGGUGGAAAGGAGCGCCAGAAGACGCGUCGAACAUGACCCUGGGUACGGAUAUGUCCGACAGCUCAGCAUUGUCAGACGAUGUGGAUAUAGAUGUUGUUGGAGGAGACAUAGCUGUUGUGAAAGAUGGAAAAUAUCUGCACCACCACAAUUUCCACUUGGACAAUGACUCGGACGAUACUCUGUCUCAGAAUGCAGGCGAAGGCGCUUCCUCCCCUGGUCACAACAACUUGGACUGCCCACCGGACCGAGUAGGAGUCGGAGGGGAUGGCGGCCCAGGAGACAUGGCAACAGAAAAAGCUAUGGUGCUCCUGAUUUGCAGCUCCUGGAUGGUCUCCAUCUCUCUGCUGCUGGCUGUGGAGGCUCUCGGGGAGCAGCCCGUGCAGGCUGAGAGGGGUCAGUCCUGGCUUGCUCCCAAUCUGGAGUGGAGGACAAUGCAAACAGGCCCGCACACUCAAUACACAGGCUGUGUGACGGCGCUGUUGCUGGGAGGGAGAUCUGGGGGACCAUCUGAAACCAAUUAGGGUGGUGCUGCAGCCACCCAGAAACUCGGUGACGGAUGGGAUUCUUGUAUUUAUAGCCGAGGUCCACUGUGAAUAAAACCAGAGACCCAUCACAAGGCAGCAUGCAUAUGACGCGCCAACUGUCCAAAUGUGGCAGCCAUUUCGCUGCCGCUCCCUUCCUUGGCACUGUGGGGUCAGUCCACGCUGAACUCUGUCAGGACCCCCACUCGGUCAAACAACAGCCCAAAGCCCAGGGAAAAUGGUAUUUUAGCAAAAGCAAACAUUGUCCUGUCUUGGCUUAAGGGGCGAAAUAGCUGUUUAUUUUAAAACUUGUUCCCCUCUGCUAAGCAUGAAAGUGUGGCCAGGGGAAGUGGGAGAGGGAAAAGUUCAAAAUUUCAAUUUGUCUUAUUUUCUUAUUUUUUCCCCUUUCCCUUCUCUUUCUUGUUCCUGUUAUUAACUCUUUGUUUGAAGAAUGGGAUUUCAUUUGUAAUUAACAUAGAUGUAAAUGUAAUGUAUUUCAAGUUUAUUUUUGAAGAGGAUUUAAAAAAAAAAAAAAAAUUCUCUUAAACUAGAUUUGUGAAGUAUUUAGACUGGGGUAUUGUAUAAUGGAUUGACUUGUGUGUUAAAUUCUCCAAAUGUAUGCUGGUGUGCAGCAGUGAAAUGAAAAAUGUGAAAUGCUGCAUUUUUAUAAGAAUCGAUAAAAUGUUGGCUGGCUAUACUUCAUAGGCUAUAUUUACCAUUAAUAAUUGACUAGGCAGCAGUAUUACCCACUGGCAUUAUCAUAUCAGCAAUAAAAUAAUCAUGACUGUAAUAUCUUUUUGUAAUCUCUUCUUAACUAUAUCUAGACGAUUUAGAUUAUUAGAAAGAUAAUUAGAUAAUAAUAGAUUAAAAAACAAAAAGCAAAGAAAUUAGAAUAUAGGCCUAUUGAAACAUAUUGAAUAUUGAAAGUGGAAUAUACAACUUAAAAAAAACAAAACAAUUACAUUUUUCACUGUUCUGUUUUUGAAAAUAAAGGUAUUUCAUAAGCGUUAA
This is a messenger RNA of Alosa alosa (allis shad), 2013 nucleotides long. It is a transcript of the gene foxd2, whose product is annotated as forkhead box D2. Bases 514 to 1002 code for a protein of 162 amino acids. The record is from RefSeq and is a predicted model, not a curated record. Lineage: Eukaryota; Metazoa; Chordata; Actinopteri; Clupeiformes; Clupeidae. The transcript is spliced from 6 exons.